AUUUCCGUUGACUGGGGCGCCUCAAACAGCUCUUUUACGCGGCGAGAGACACUGAAGGCGCAGCCUAGCCCACCGCGUGGAAGCCGCCGCUGUUGCAGCUGAUGGUGACGCGCAAAGACCCCUCCCCACCAGUUUUUUUUUCAUGCCCGCCUUCCCGUACGGGGCCGCCUGCCAAUAAGGACGGAAGCGUUUCCAUCUGCCCCCAAAGUCGCUUCGCCAUAGGCCGGUUAGGGAUGUCUGUCUCGGAGCCGCUUUCCCCCGCUUUGGGAACUGACGCAGGGGUGAGGAGGCAAGGCAAGGCAGGGUAGCGGAGUCCAGGCUCCCAGCCGCGCCGAAGCUAGCGAGGAGCAGCGCCAGAGCUGCGAUGCUGCGGUUGCGCCAUCUGUCAGGAGCCUGGGGGGCGGCGGCGGCGGCGAUAGUGGAAGGAGGGGAGGAGACUGACUGAGGCGGCUUUUCCUUAAGACUUGCAUUUGAGAAGAAGAAGAAGAAGAGAAAAAAAAGGGAGGAAACGGGAACCCGAACCCAUCUUCCCCGGACGAGCAACGCGAGGCUGCCCACGCGCCGAACAAAGCUGCGGCCGCCUCCUUCGUCUCAGCGUCCCUCGCUUGCUGAAGCUGGGACUUUUGACGCCCACCCGUUUCCUUCCCUCCGCCGUCUUUCGGUCCUUGCCUUCGUUCAUAGCGAGCUCCGGAGCUGGCGGGAAGUGAGCGAGCGAGGGGACCUGGAGAGCCUUUCACGAGGGACUCCUCUUGCCUCCGCCCUUAGGAUCCUGCAGAGAGAGAGAGAGAGGAGGAAAACGAAGGGGAGGGGGCGUUGGUGAGAAAGGGGCUCUGCAGACCAAGUCCUGCUGUGUUUCAGACUCUGUCCUAAAGGAAGUGCUGAAAAAAUGUGGUGAAUAAAAGCUCGUUGCAUUUUCAGGGGGGAAACUUGUGGCAGAAAGGGAACUGAAGGUGGUUGGAAGAGCAACGUAAAAGCAAAGGAGCAGUGGGUGGAAGCAAAACUCAUUCAAGGCAAGUUCUCCCAGCAAUGCCUCCAUCUCAGUGUCAACCUGUUGCUGAGUCAGGCUAAAGUUGGAUUAAGGAUUUUAGAUAAUGGGCUGUGUGCAAUGUAAGGAUAAAGAAGCAACAAAACUGACCGAUGAGAGGGAUGGUAGUUUAAACCAGAGUUCGGGUUAUCGCUAUGGAACAGAUCCUACCCCUCAGCAUUAUCCAAGUUUUGGUGUGACUUCAAUUCCAAACUACAACAAUUUCCCCACAGCUGGGGGACAAGGAUUGACGGUCUUUGGUGGUGUCAAUUCUUCAUCACAUACUGGUACAUUGCGUACAAGAGGAGGAACAGGUGUAACUCUUUUUGUAGCUCUAUAUGAUUAUGAAGCAAGAACAGAAGAUGAUUUAAGUUUUCAUAAAGGAGAAAAAUUCCAGAUACUUAACAAUUCGGAAGGAGAUUGGUGGGAAGCCCGAUCCUUAACUACCGGAGAAACUGGUUAUAUUCCCAGUAAUUAUGUGGCUCCAGUUGACUCCAUCCAAGCAGAAGAAUGGUACUUUGGGAAACUUGGGCGAAAAGAUGCUGAAAGGCAGCUGCUGUCCUUUGGAAAUCCACGAGGAACCUUCUUGAUUCGUGAAAGUGAAACCACCAAAGGUGCCUAUUCAUUGUCUAUUCGUGAUUGGGAUGAUAUGAAAGGUGAUCAUGUCAAGCAUUAUAAAAUCCGCAAGCUUGACAGUGGAGGAUAUUACAUUACAACCAGGGCACAGUUUGAAACUCUUCAACAACUUGUUCAGCAUUAUUCAGAGAGAGCUGCGGGUCUUUGCUGCCGCUUAGUAGUCCCUUGUCAUAAAGGAAUGCCAAGGCUUACUGACCUGUCUGUCAAAACCAAAGAUGUCUGGGAAAUUCCACGAGAAUCACUACAGUUGAUCAAGAGACUGGGAAAUGGGCAGUUUGGGGAAGUAUGGAUGGGUACUUGGAAUGGGAAUACUAAAGUGGCAAUAAAGACAUUGAAGCCUGGCACUAUGUCCCCAGAAUCAUUCCUAGAAGAAGCUCAGAUCAUGAAAAAGCUAAAGCAUGAUAAACUGGUCCAACUUUAUGCAGUGGUGUCAGAAGAACCCAUCUACAUUGUCACCGAAUAUAUGGGUAAAGGAAGCUUGCUUGAUUUCCUAAAAGAUGGUGAAGGAAGAGCUCUGAAAUUGCCAAAUCUGGUAGACAUGGCAGCACAGGUUGCUGCAGGUAUGGCUUAUAUAGAGCGAAUGAAUUACAUACACAGAGAUCUGCGUUCUGCAAACAUCCUGGUGGGGAAUGGUCUAAUAUGCAAAAUUGCUGAUUUUGGAUUAGCAAGAUUAAUUGAAGACAAUGAAUACACAGCCAGACAAGGUGCAAAAUUUCCUAUCAAGUGGACUGCUCCGGAAGCUGCAUUAUAUGGAAGAUUUACAAUAAAAUCUGAUGUUUGGUCCUUUGGGAUAUUACUAACAGAAUUGGUAACAAAAGGGAGAGUACCGUAUCCAGGUAUGAAUAAUCGUGAAGUCCUAGAACAGGUAGAAAGAGGAUACAGAAUGCCAUGUCCUCAAGAUUGCCCAAUAUCUCUACAUGAGCUCAUGAUCCAUUGCUGGAAAAAAGACCCAGAAGAGCGCCCAACUUUUGAGUACUUACAGGGUUUCCUGGAAGACUACUUUACGGCAACUGAACCCCAGUACCAGCCAGGUGAUAACCUGUAAUUUGGGGUGGGCUGCGCGAACCAGUUACCAGGUGUUCCACUUGCAAUUGAAUGGUUCAAGGCUGUAUCUUAGAGCACCAAAUAUACUGAAGCCAGAAGAUGAGAACUUCUAAAACUAUGUGUCCUAAAAUUCUGAAUAUCUUCUCCGAACAGAAAGGUGAACACGUGGGGGGUUUUUUUCUUAAUCAAAGACUUUGAAACUGCAUUGUUUUAAUGUUAUGUAAACUGCAAAAUCUUUGUUCACUGUAAAUAGUAAUUCAGUGCCAAUAAUUUAUCCUAGUGCUUUCCUUUUUUAAAAAAAAUGCAGAAUUAUGUGAUUUUAACUAGUUUUCUCCUGAUUCAACUAAAGUAUUAUUUUCCAGAAGUGGCCUCUUUUUGUCUACAUUUUUUCAUGUUCUAACAAAAUAAAAUCAGGACCAGUGUUUGGGGGUUUGGUUUUGUUUCUUUUAUAUAUAGAAAUAUGUAAAAUAUAUACAUACCUGUAUAUAUAGUCCACAGGUGCUAUAGCAAAAGGAAAUUCAUUUCAGAAAUGGAUUCCAUAAUGCUGAAGCACCCAGAAAGAUUUCCCUGGGGACAUUGAACACUGGUGAUGAUUCUAAAACCGGUGACUGAAUAUUUGGCUUUUGCCCAGCAUGACUUUUUAAAUUGGAUUGCACUUUUUGGUUUUACUAUAUACCCGUAGGUUGUUGUAAGUUUUGAUCUUUCAAAACUCAUGUACAACAUUUCAACAACAUUUGCCAAGUGUGUCGUUUGAUUUUGGGAUCAGAAUUAAAGCAGACUUAAUUAAUGAAAAGUACCCCUGCCUGGACCGGAAGGUUGAAACUGCAAGUGCUUUUGUGUAUCAAAAUAUGUAAACUGAAUUUUCUGAUUUUUUUAAAAAAAUAAUAAACAUUGUAACCCCAUGCAAUAGUGUCAACCUCAUAGCCUUUUAGUCAUAUCGAGAUGCUUUUUCAUUCAUCAAACUCAGCUAGAAUAUCUUUUCUGUGUACCAUUUUCCAUCAUUAUAUAGGUGUUUUAAAUGUCCUGUACUGCUAAUGAAAUUACUUUCAAUAUGUCUGCAAGUGUUUAAGUAGAAUUACUAUGCACUUCUUUUCUGGGAAAUGAGAGCAGUGGGAUGCACAAAAAUAUUACUUCUUCAGUUGUCUCUAUCAACCUUGAAUUCUUUCCUUCUUUCUUUCUAACCAAAAAGAAACAAAAGCCCCAGUCCUUUCUACUUCUCUAAGUUUUUU
Ahaetulla prasina is the source of this 3933-nucleotide messenger RNA. It is a transcript of the gene FYN, whose product is annotated as FYN proto-oncogene, Src family tyrosine kinase. Bases 1092 to 2705 code for a protein of 537 amino acids. NCBI's taxonomy places the organism in Eukaryota, Metazoa, Chordata, Lepidosauria, Squamata, Colubridae. Gene Ontology annotation, cellular component: extrinsic component of cytoplasmic side of plasma membrane. The record is from RefSeq and is a predicted model, not a curated record. Gene Ontology annotation, molecular function: ATP binding; non-membrane spanning protein tyrosine kinase activity; signaling receptor binding. Gene Ontology annotation, biological process: T cell receptor signaling pathway; cell surface receptor protein tyrosine kinase signaling pathway; cell differentiation. The transcript is spliced from 15 exons.